CUGUACAGCAUGUGCUUACAAAACAAGAGGUUGACCGUUCACCGACAGUUCUCUCGACAUUCGACAUCCACGACGCCAUCUUCCUCUUCUUCCUCUUUCUGCAUUGGCAGAGACGAAGGAAAGCGGGGGGAUAUUCAUUCAAAUAAUUCAAAGGAAAAAAACACAAAGGGAGGAAAGACCCGAAGAGAGUGAACGAUGAGCGGAGCUAAAGCCCGCAGCGACGCGCCUGUUGCUGAAAAUGUCUCCGGCGGCGGGCACAGCACUGCGGCUCCUCAGCGGGACCGUAAGCCUGGCGGAGGGGUUCUGAAGAGGCUCAUCCGGAGGAGUCAGGUGGACAGCAGGCCCGUCACGGAGGAGGACCUGCGGACACAGAGUGGGCACAUCACGCCGGAGGAUGUGUUAGGACUGCGGCUGGCUACGCGAGGGUACCUCUGUAAACCUGAGGACAAUAUUUAUAACAUCGACUUUGUACGCUUUAAGAUCAGGGACCUGGAGACUGGCACUGUCCUGUUUGAAAUAGCCAAGCCCCCUCAUGCAGAUGAUGAUGAGGAGAAUAGAGAGGCCGACGCCAGCGCAGGACGAUUUGUACGCUACCAAUUCACUCCAGCUUUCCUGCGCCUCAGGACCGUGGGAGCUACGGUAGAAUUCACGGUUGGAAACCGGCCUCUAAACAACUUCCGCAUGAUCGAGAGGCACUACUUCCGUGAACACCUGCUGAAGAGCUUUGACUUUGACUUUGGCUUCUGUAUCCCAAACAGCCGAAACACCUGUGAGCACAUCUAUGAGUUCCCUCAACUGUCUGAGAGCCUGGUCCGUCAGAUGGUGGAGUGUCCUUAUGAGACCCGGUCAGACAGCUUCUAUUUCGUGGAGAACAGACUGGUCAUGCACAACAAGGCAGACUAUGCUUACAACGGAGGACAGUGAUAUCUGCCUGCAAGCAUGCAAACACACACAAAAACACACAUGUACCCACAUUUACAGAUACACAUAGACACAUGCAUGCACAUAGCUGAUCGUACAUGCAGUUCUUCCACUCAUACAUGCACAAGCAGCUACUGAUCCGGUUGAAUUGCUGCAUACAUUUCUAAAGAUGAACUGUCAGUCAUCGGGAUUAUUAUAACAGGGUGUGUUUGAUAUUAAAGGAGGCGUUCUCUGUCAUAAUAACAGAAGUAUCUAUUUAGAAAAGAGUUCAAAAAGGGUAAAUGUAUCUGCAUUUAAUUAUGAACAGAUGUGUUUUAUUCCAAAAAAGGACAUAUCACUCUAGUGGCCAUGUGUUGUGUGUCUCAAACAGACCAAAUGGUUAUUACUGAGUCCCUCUUGGCAAUUUUAAAAGUGUCCUACCACCCCCUCGACACACACACAUCCACAUAGACACACACACAAAUAUGCUCAAUCCCCAAAUGACACACAUAGUGUUUACGCAGUGUGUCAGAAGCAGCUGUUCUCAGAGCUACCGCCUCCACAAUCCACUCCAGACAAUAUUGGGGGAGAAAGGGAGAAACCAUCCACAAAGACACUCCUGUCAAACACACAUGGUCACUCCAGCAUCUCCCUUCCCAUCUCCCCCUCCUCAGUGGAUCUCCUACAUACACACAAGUACAUAAACAACAGUACUGUAUCAGGUUUUGAUCAAAGGGUUUUUAAGAUCUCUGAUAGAGUAGGUAAAGAUGAACUAGGAAACAUGUGCAACCAAUCAAAGACUGCAAUUUCUUGUAUUGAAAAGUUAAAAAAUUUAAUUUCAAGCCAAAAAAUUCCCACGAGUACAGAAGCCCUAAGCGUCCGUACAUUUCAUUUAUGACGUGUAAUUUCCAACUGUUUUUUUUAGAUAUCAACUUAUUUUUUAAAAUUUCUCUCGAUAACAAAGCUUGUUUUCUGGUGAUAAGAUUAUAAUUUUCUGGUGAUCUAGAAAACAAAACAAAGGGCUGGUCAUAGUGAUAGGCCAGACCAAGAUAUGCCAUUCUGCCGUUGUCCACACUAAUAAGGUUAAGCCUAUUUCUGUUUGUUUUGUGCUUUUGGAACUCUGGGUAAGUGUGUUAUGAUUAUCUGACACUGAGAAUUCUUAAGAAAACUACUGAAACGGACUCGUUAUCAUGGUAAAAUAGAGUAAAUAAACAGUAUAGACGCAUGUCUGUUUAGGACAUCCAUACAUAAGUUUUAAGAAGGGGCAAAAACUGUUUGAUAACAUGAAUCAUUUGAUGGUGAAAACAAAAAAUACAACAUUUGUAAGAAAUUGUGGUUUUCAUUGUAAAAAAGAAAAGAAGAGGUGUUCUCGGCCUACUAGAAGAGUUACCUUCUUGUAGAGUCUCAAUACACAUCCUUGGUCCCCAUCUGAGGUUUUAAAUUGCAUUUUUUUUAAUCAUAAGUCUUUCACGCCUGUCUUAAAACAUAAAAAUCAAGUUGGAAUAUGUUUGGAAACUGAGUGGUCUUUCUUCUAGCUAGAUAGUGUUCUUUCUACUUGUACUUUGUAAACUUUGGUGUUCAGGGUUAAAGAUGGUGUUUGUAAAAAAAAUCUAUAUAUACUUUGUAAAAAGUGAUUGAAAAAUAAAUGUACAUUUUCUGAUA
Notolabrus celidotus (New Zealand spotty) is the source of this 2562-nucleotide messenger RNA. Its product is annotated as protein unc-119 homolog B-like. The record is from RefSeq and is a predicted model, not a curated record. Gene Ontology annotation, biological process: nervous system development; lipoprotein transport; cilium assembly. Gene Ontology annotation, molecular function: lipid binding. Gene Ontology annotation, cellular component: cilium. Lineage: Eukaryota; Metazoa; Chordata; Actinopteri; Labriformes; Labridae.